Messenger RNA from Drosophila obscura, 2508 nucleotides. RefSeq names its product choline-phosphate cytidylyltransferase A-like. Lineage: Eukaryota; Metazoa; Arthropoda; Insecta; Diptera; Drosophilidae. The transcript has 4 exons. Gene Ontology annotation, molecular function: phosphatidylcholine binding; choline-phosphate cytidylyltransferase activity. The record is from RefSeq and is a predicted model, not a curated record. The coding region runs from base 236 to 1837 and encodes 533 amino acids. Gene Ontology annotation, biological process: CDP-choline pathway.
AACAACAGUGAAACAAAUACGUGGUGCGUCAUUCCGGCCGGGCGUUCAAUAGAAAAACCAAAGCGCAAAUUGAUUUUUAGCCAAAUAAAUAUACAAACAAUUUGGAAGAAACUGGAUGCACGUGAAUCUCCGCCUAUACGCCCACAACAGAGAACAGUGAACGCCUCCUCCGACCUCUCCCCACAAGUGUUUUUAGAGAAAUCGUUAAAACUGCCGCUCCAAAUCAUUCGCUGCGAUGGCCACCUCAUCGAUACUCGCCAACACCAACAACACAAUUAACACAUCACAGGCACCUACCUCCCCGCCAGCCACGCCCCUGAUCACCUCGACGCUGACCACGCGGAAACGAACCUACGAGACGGCCAUUGCCAUGCCCGCCUCUGCAUCCGCCUCCACCUCACCAUCAACGUCGCCCACCACCAUUGUGGUGGAUGCCAAAGAUCAGCGCACAACUAGCCGCAGUCCUCAAUCGCCCGCCAAAGCCAAGUCCAAUGGCCAGCUGGAGAGUGUCGUCGUGGAUGGUGCCACAGAGCCCACCGCCUCAGCCACCACGCUCAGGGACAGCACGCGCACCAUCUCACAGUGCGAACCGGACGAUGACGGUGAGGCUACCGCCGCCGAGGACACCCUGCCCGCCGCUACGUCAACGGCGGAUUAUCUCAGCGGAGUGAAGCGUAAAUACGUGCCACAGCCACAGGCGCCUCCGGUCAUAGAUGCGUCCACAUCGCAGCAAUUCUUUAGCGGCGCAUCUGACUUUGCGACCAUUUGCAAGCCUGCGCCAUUUUCCUGCGACGAGGAGGCCAUGCUAGAGCGUGAUCGCUGCGACUACGCCCAUCGCAUCACCUAUCAAAUGGCCCGGUCCGGUCAGACGAAUCGUCGGGUGCGCGUCUAUGCUGAUGGCAUCUACGACUUGUUCCAUCAGGGUCAUGCCAGGCAGCUGAUGCAGGCUAAGAACAUCUUUCCCAACGUCUAUCUAAUUGUCGGAGUGUGCAAUGACGAGCUAACGCAUCGCAUGAAGGGACGCACUGUGAUGAAUGGCUUUGAGCGGUACGAGGGUGUGCGUCAUUGUCGUUAUGUGGAUGAGAUUGUUCAGAAUGCUCCCUGGACACUGUCCGAUGCGUUCAUUGCGGAUAACAAAAUAGAUUUCGUAGCCCAUGACGACAUUCCCUAUGGAACCCAAGGCAUGGACGAUAUCUACGGGCCGCUGAAGGCACGCGGUAUGUUUGUGGCCACCGAGCGCACUGAGGGUGUGUCCACCUCGGACAUUGUGGCGCGCAUCGUUAAGGACUACGAUUUGUAUGUUCGUCGCAAUCUGGCACGCGGCUAUUCCGCCAAGGAGCUGAACGUUUCAUUUCUUUCCGAGAAAAAGUUCCGUCUGCAGAAUAAAAUGGAUGAACUGAAGUCACGAGGCAAGCGGGAGCUGACCAAAGUGAAGGGCGACAUCAUCACCAAGUGGGAGGAGAAGUCGCGCGAGUUUAUCGACACGUUCCUGCUUCUCUUUGGACGCGAGCGUCUGAACCAUCUGUGGAACGAGUCAAAGGGAAAGCUGAUACAGGCCCUGAGUCCGCCCGGCAGUCCCUCUGGAUCGGUCAAUGGUGACGAGCUCGAGGGCGACGAGGACGAAACAGAGUGCAGCGAUGAGUACUUGGAGCUGUCGGCGGAAUACAGUGCGGCGAGCAGUAGUUCCCUCAAUGGCAAGCAUAAGAAGCGAUCCGCUCUGGCACGUCGCAGCUACCAGGACACGUACGAGAACGAUGACGAUGAUGAUGAUGACGAUGACGAUGAGACGGAGGUCGUGGAACAGAAUGUGGAGUUUGAGCGACGUUCGGCCAAUUGAGGCGAAUGAUUUUAGAUUUUGGAACUAGCCUGAACUUUUUCGCCCUCUCUUUUCCUAUCUCUAAAGGGGAUCCGAGAGGGAAACGUCCCUCCUCGCAGGCUCAUCCAGAUUCACCUAUACUUACACAUAGCUCUAAACGGUAUCUGUAAUCCCAUUAGUCUUUAGUUUUCAAUCGCUUUCACUCGGCUAUUCCUCACUCUUAAUUGCCACUCCCAUACCCUCACCACCGGGACCCAUCAGAUCCUUUAGCUAAUUUUAGCCAAAUGGAGUGAAGGCGCACAGCACGAUACACCAUUCACCGAUUCCCGAAACCCGCGACUCGCAAAAUGUAUAUGGGGCUUACAUUAUUGGAAAAAAGAAAACCAAUGCAGAAAAGACUCAUUUUUGUAUUAAGCACUCGGCCACAGAGAUUGUUGUUUGUGUGCGUGCAGCAGCAGCAGCAGCAGAUGAAUAGUAGGAGAUACCGGAAAUAUCUAGAAAUAUUUAUAUUAAAUUAUUUCACACACACUAUAACUAUAAGUUAAACAAAAAACACCAACUUCAUAGAAAAAACCAAAACGCAUUCAACACACAAAGAAUAGUAACAUGAUGCAACACAUGGCAAUAUCGGAAUUAUUGCAAAUGCUUUGUUAAAUAUUUUUUGAAAAUAAAACCUUGAAUCGAAAGAAAAA